GCAAAUAGGCUUUUUCAUUGUUCUGUAGGGGUUCUGGGAUAUUACUACAGACACUGCGCAAGGCGGGAAGAAGAAAUAUUAGAGAUUAGUUUUCGGGAGCUUCAGCAUAUUUAUUUUAUAAAAGUUGCAGACACUGUCCCAAAUAAAUCUGUAUUACAAAGGAUGUAAUAUUUAUUGAAAAUGAAACCUGGUUUUGUCUCUCAUGAUGCAAAAGUUAAGUCAAAAGCUGCAGGUAUCCAUGAAAAAACAGAAAAAAACAAAGGGACAGUAAAAAAUACUGGAAGAGUUGCUGAGUAUUCAGAAGCAAAAUCCAAACCUUUUGCUGGAAAAGUGUUUUAUUUAGAUCUUCCAUAUAAAAAGGCAGCAGAAGCCUUGGAGAAAGAUAUUCAGGAGUUUGGUGGGACAAUAGAACGGUUCUUCAGCAAGGACAUCCGCUACCUCAUUUCUAACAAAAAGGAGGCAAAGUUUGCACAGUCCCUCGGACGAAACUCCCCUGUACCAAGCCCAGAUUCUGCCAACAAUGCAGGUAACAGUUCUCCUCAUCCCAGCAGUCGAAGAGGCAGCCAUAAAGGGAGUUCCCAUAGUGCUGUGGACACGGCACUAACUAGUAGAGGAAAAUCGUUGGUGAAAAAAGUAAUUAAGGAACAGGAACUGAUUCCAGCCAAUAGAAUUUUGUCAAAUGCCCUGGCCUGGGGAGUCAAAAUACUGUAUAUCGAUGAUAUAAAAUUGUAUAUUGAAAAAAAGAAAAAAGAGCUCCCUACACUCUACAAGGAUCCUGUUCUCACAGAGACGGCCAAGAAAACCCCUGUUGAAAAACCUGCUGCUAGCAAAGUAAAAGCUGAAAGACUAACAAAGCCGUUUUUAAAGGUUGAAGAUAGAAGCAGGCACUACAGGCCAGUAUACCAGGUGCUGCCUAAUUUACCAGAGAUCAACUUCAACAAUCCGGUUCCUUCUUGUCCUUUUGAUUUGGAGAAAAAAAGCAAGGAAGGUGACAGAAAAGAUCAACAUGACAACAAAAUGGCAAGGGAUCAAGACUGCGGUAUGAAGUUAAAGGCCAAGGUCAAAGUCAAAACUCAGGACCUUAAAGUAAAAAAGAAGAAAGGCUUCUGUGAAUGUUGUGUGAUGAAGUAUGAAGAUAUGAAUGCUCAUAUUAAAAGUGAGCGUCACAAGGUAUUUUCAACAAGCAAAGAGUAUGAAGUUGUGGAUAAAGUGAUCUCCCAGUUUGUCUGUGAUUUUGUUGAAUUCAAAAAGCCAAAGAAAAGGGUGAAGUGCAGUUUGGGUGCUUCCUUUCAGACUUCAACAGCUGGGAUAAAUAUUGAUGGAAGGCAAGAAAUCAUCACUGGAAUUGCAGAAAGUAAAGGGAGGCAUAAUUCAUUAACUCAUGAAGAUUUUUGCUGUGAAGACACAGCAGGUGCAUCAACUUUGUGGAAUCAUACUGCUGAAUCUAUUGUUACUUGCACUGCAGACAGCACUGUACAUGCAACAAGUAACGGUCAGUCAUUGGAUUCAAGCAUUCUUAUAAGGAUGUUUCCUGAAAAAAACAUUCCUGACACGCAAAGAUCUGCACAGUUUCACAAUACUAAGAGGAGCAAUCUGUUGACUAAAAAGCAGUUUAACACCCAAAAACGAGAAACAAAUAAUUUGAUUUCAAAACGUCAGGAUACUGUGAAUUUUCAAACUGAAAAAGAAACAGUAUUGAAUUGUGGAUCAGCUUAUGUUGGAAAACUCUCAGAAGCCCAUGUACGCCUUUGUAGGACAGAUGUUGCUUUUAAAUUAAAUAAACAAGCUAUGAAAAGAAAUGUUUGUGAAAGCAGUCCAAAACAAAAACAUAAACAGGAUAUCUGUCGAAAUCAAGCUAAAUACUUCAAAAUGUCUACACCUGGUCUUCAUGAUACAGAGUCUGUGGAAAGCAAAAUGCAAAAUGAGCUGUUCAUUCAGUGUGCCGGAGAUCCAGUUCAAGAAGCUGUUGUGGAAGGACAGUCAACAAAUAUUGGUUACAGCCCUAGUAGAACACUUUCUUCACCUUCUGUAAAAUUACAAAGGAAAGUGAAAGGACUCAAAAGAACUAAAAAGAGAAAUGAGAAACAAACCCAACACAUGUUCAGUGAACAGAAAAAGGAGCAUCUGCUGAGGCAGAACGGGUGUAUGUUGAGUCCUGCCACUGAAGAUUUGUGGCAGCUAUUCCAAACCAGUGAAGAUAUGGACUGUGAGUUUGCUGGUUUUUCGUGCUCUACGAAAUGUGAAGAAUCUUCUUCUGAAUCUGGCCCUGAUGAAAGGCAACCUAUGCAUGCACUCUUUUCACUAUUCACAGAUACUGCUUCAUCGGCAUCAACAUUUCCAGGAUUCUAGAUUGUAACUAGAAAUACAGUAUUACAUUAACAAGUAUACUUUGCACAGUGUUAACCUUACCCUGUGUGGAAUAUGUUGGGCUGGAGUAGCCAUGGAUGUUAAAACUGCCAGUUUAUGCCCAUCCCUGUUUAUUUGUGAUAAAAGUGCCUUUUAAUGCAAAACAAGAAAAGGCCAUUGGCUUUGUAUGUUUAGCAAUUUUUGUGCUGGAUUGAAAGGUAUAAUUUAAAAUAUCCAAGCAUAUUUUAAUUUGACAGUAUGAAAUUCAUAAGUUAUCCUUAUACUGUUUACAUCUUUUUAGCAUUUAUAUUGUAUCCUUUGUAAUUAAAUGUACACAUGCUCUUUUUUUUAAACAAAAUACAUUUGCAUCUGAAUAAUUUGAUUUUCAUUAAUGGUUUCAGUAAAUAUCACACUCUUUCCCCAUCUGUGACAUUAAUCUAUAAAACAUUAAAACUGGAAUUUUCUGACUAAUUGUUCUGAUGUGGUAUAGGGCUGUUUUCUAAGUGUAUUUAAAGAAAUAAGGUGGAUUUGUUUUUUUCUUUUUUAUUGUUUUGUUUAUGCACAUAAGCAUGUAUUACUAUGUGGUAAUUACAACAGGUUGAUAGGAAUGGGAUUCUGAAAGUAAAGUAUACUUUUUUUUUGUAAAUCUGUGUAAUUUACUGCAGACAUCAUACAAAUUAACCAUAUGAAACACUGUCCCCUAAAAUAACUAAUAUAUUAAUGCCAAUUAAUAAUUUGACUAAAAACAAGUUUACCUAUUUGAUUGGUAUAAGCAGCUGUACGGAUUAGCACCCUACGAUCAUAAGAGCAAUUAUCUUCGCAAACCAGAGUUUAUGCCUAUGGUUACCCCCUCUGAGAAACCACAAAACUGGGAUUGUUGGAUUUAAAUGUACCUCCAACCAGAUACUUUGACUUACAGACAGAUAGUGUGGCUUGUGAUGCGGUUAUCCUCUAGAUUGUGCCGUCGACAUGAAAACCACAUAUGUAAUCGGGUAUGAUUUUCAGUAAUUUGGCCUGUUGGGGGAAAUGUGAUGCCAGAAAAAACAGAUUGUACACAAUUAAGAGAGAUUUUACAAGUGUGAUAAACAAAAUGUUAUAAUUACACUAAUAUUAUCACUUCACCUUUUUGAUUCUUUGGUUGUUAUUUAAAAUAUAAAUUGGGAUUUAUUUAAUUUACACUUUAGUUACAAUUCUCAUGCAACAUAAAGCACAGGAAAUUAUGUCCCAGGAAGAAACUGUGUGUGUGUGUGUGUGUGUGUGUGUGUGUGUGUGUAUAUAUAU
Molecule: messenger RNA, 3627 nt
Organism: Acipenser ruthenus (sterlet)
Lineage: Eukaryota; Metazoa; Chordata; Actinopteri; Acipenseriformes; Acipenseridae
Gene: dbf4
Product: DBF4 zinc finger
Exons: 13
Coding region: 181-2349 (722 amino acids)
Biological process (GO): positive regulation of nuclear cell cycle DNA replication; regulation of cell cycle phase transition
Cellular component (GO): Dbf4-dependent protein kinase complex; nucleus
Molecular function (GO): nucleic acid binding; protein serine/threonine kinase activator activity; zinc ion binding
Source: RefSeq, a predicted model, not a curated record